Molecule: messenger RNA, 1216 nt
Organism: Macadamia integrifolia
Lineage: Eukaryota; Viridiplantae; Streptophyta; Magnoliopsida; Proteales; Proteaceae
Exons: 6
Coding region: 194-958 (254 amino acids)
Source: RefSeq, a predicted model, not a curated record
CUAUUUGCAAAUGCGGCGGCACUGCUCCCUAGGAGCUGACUUGGAGUCGGAGACUCGGAAUCGCCAUCUUCCCAUUUUCCGGUUUCUCCUUCCUUCUAUAUCUUUGUUCCCUCUCUUGCAAGCUUCUCUCUGAUGUCUAUGGCAAAACGGUUCAGGUUAGUUGUGAUAGUCGUUUGAAACUUUGAGGCGAGUCAUGAUCCUUAAAAGUGUCACCCCACCGUCUGCGCUGCUCUCAGUCAAGCCCCAUCUCCUUCGAACUCCUUGCCUUCUUCCGUUGUUCAAUGUCAGAGCAUUACAUUUGAAGAAAAAAGCGAACCUGCGAAGGAUCAGGGAUUUCAAAUGCAGAGCAGAGUUUUCUGAGGACGCCCCUUUUGCGGUUGCAAUCGGAGCUUGUGUUCUCAAUUCUCUGAUUUUCCCGGUCUCUGGUGUUCCUCAAGAUGAUGAAAACUCUGCUAUCGAUGCUACUGAUGCGAGGUUUGCUGUAAUGGGGAUCAUAAGCUUCAUACCCUACUUUAAUUGGCUGAGUUGGGUUUUCGCUUGGCUUGACACUGGUAGACGGCGUUAUGUGAUCUACUCCAUAGUAUACUUGGCCCCUUACCUCAGAACGAACUUGUCGCUUUCUCCUGAGGAGAGCUGGCUGCCAAUUGCUAGCAUCGUCUUCUGCAUUAUUCACAUUCAGCUUGAGGCAAGCAUUAGUAAUGGAGACCUUCAGGGCUUCCAACAAUUUGGUGCAGCUCUAAAGUCUCUCUCAUCGAUGACCAGGCAAAAGGAUGUUUCUUUUGAGGAUCAUCAAGGAUCUCCAGAGAAGGGAAGGGAAAAAGAAAAAAUGAAUCCGCCCUCUGCCGGAGAAAAAUCAAGUAAUGAGAUUCAAGGACAGAGAAGAGUUGACAGAAAGCCACUGGAUGAACACCGACACCCAGAAGAAAAUGGUGACUCGAAUGAUACAAGUAUCGACUAAGACAAGUGUGGGAGGUGCACGGUUGUGAGGGAUGCAAUUUAAUGAAUAUGCAUUGCUUUGUUAGGUUCAUGAGGUAUUUAUCUCCAUUAAGGGAGUUUUUGGAUUGAUUAUAGUCAUUGAUGACACUGGGUUCACCUCAAAUCUCCUGGAAGGUACUGUAUGCCAUCAACCAUAAAGAACCAUUUUGAAUUUGAGAAGAGGAGCGAGGCCUGUAAAAUAUUUUGUUAUUGAUCCAUGCAAUCAAUUACUUUUACAAAA